AUGGCUACCCAUAUUUCUAAUGGUAACGGCGCAUUAUCGCCAGCGUCCAGCUACGAAGGCGCGACACUUGCGGAUCUUCCCAAGUCAUGGCAUUUUACCGAAUCUCUUCCCGCCGAUUCCAUCUUCCCAACGCCUGCCGACUCCCACAAAACUCCCCGAGAUCAGAUUACACCUCGGCAAGUUCGCAAUGCCGCAUACACCUGGGUCCGGCCUGCCGAGCAGAAGGAUCCGGAGCUACUGGCCAUCAGCCCAGCUGCGUUGCGCGAUUUGGGAAUCAAGUCUGGUGAAGAGUCCACCGAUGACUUUAGACAGCUAGUAGCUGGGAACAAGUUAUAUGGCUGGGAUGAAGAGAAGCUCGAGGGCGGAUAUCCCUGGGCUCAAUGCUACGGAGGCUUCCAAUUCGGACAAUGGGCUGGCCAACUAGGCGAUGGCAGAGCUAUUUCUCUCUUUGAGACCACCAACCCUGCCUCUGGCGAGCGCUAUGAGCUUCAACUCAAGGGUGCUGGCAUGACACCUUACUCCCGGUUCGCUGAUGGAAAGGCUGUCUUACGAUCCAGUAUCCGAGAGUUCAUUGUCUCAGAAGCACUCAAUGCCCUCAAGGUCCCCACUACCAGAGCUCUAUCACUUACGCUUCUGCCAGAUUCAAAGGUUCGUCGAGAGACGAUCGAGCCCGGCGCCAUCGUUCUGCGUUUUGCACAGUCGUGGUUGCGUCUCGGUAACUUUGAUAUCCUUCGAGCUAGAGGAGACCGUAAGCUCAUUAGACAACUGGCCACAUACAUCGCCGAGGACGUAUUUGGUGGCUGGGAUAAGCUGCCAGGUCGACUUGAAGACCCUGAUGAGCCUGUUAAAUCACUGGACCCCAAGCGUGGAGUUUCUUCUGAGACUAUUGAAGGAGAUAAUGGUUCUGAAGAGAACAGAUUUACGAGAUUCUAUCGUGAAGUUGUACGGCGCAAUGCCAAAGUGGUGGCCAACUGGCAAGCUUAUGGGUUUAUGAAUGGUGUUUUGAACACGGACAACACCUCGAUCUACGGGCUAUCAAUAGAUUUUGGUCCAUUUGCUUUCAUGGACAAUUUUGAUCCUGCAUAUACACCCAAUCAUGAUGAUUACACCCUUCGUUAUAGUUACAGAAACCAACCCACCAUAAUCUGGUGGAACCUCGUUCGUUUUGGUGAGGCAAUCGGUGAACUGAUGGGGGCAGGCGCCAAUGUUGACGAUUCAACUUUUGUCAACGAAGGUGUUACCAAAGAGCAAGAGGCUGAAGUAGUGGCAAGGGCCGAGAAACUUAUUACACAGGCUGGAGAAGAGUACAAGGCAGUGUUCCUCGCAGAGUACAAACGACUCAUGACUGCUCGUCUGGGUCUGAAGACACACAAGGACUCUGACUUUGAUAUCCUUUUCAGCGAGGCUCUCGACACUUUGGAGGCCCUAGAACUUGACUUUCACCACUUCUUUCGUCGUCUCAGCAAGAUCAAGUUGCAGGAUAUCGCCACGGGAGAAGCACGUAACGAGAAGGCGUCUGUGUUCUUCCACAAAGAAGGUCCCCCAACAACUAUUUCCGAAGAGGAUGCCAGAGCGCGUCUUGCGAUCUGGCUUGAAAGCUGGCGCGAGCGUAUCAUCGAAGAUUGGAAGGAUGAGGGAGAGGACGUCUCAGAAUCUACAGACAGUGACAGAAUCGAGGCGAUGAAGCGAAUGAACCCCAACUUCGUUCCUCGCGGUUGGAUACUUGAUGAGCUCAUCCAACGGGUUGAGAAGGACGGUGAGCGAGAUGUGCUGAACCGCGUCAUGCAUAUGUCUCUCAAUCCAUUUGAAGAUCGCUGGGAUGGCGAGACAUUCGAUGGAAAGACGUAUAAUGGCGAUAAGGAUGAGGAGCUCCGAUGGACAGAUGAUCCUCCAAAGACCGAGCGAGCUAUGCAAUGCAGCUGCAGUUCAUAG
This is a messenger RNA of Fusarium oxysporum Fo47, 1932 nucleotides long. RefSeq lists its product as uncharacterized. The transcript has 2 exons. The coding region runs from base 1 to 1932 and encodes 643 amino acids. Lineage: Eukaryota; Fungi; Ascomycota; Sordariomycetes; Hypocreales; Nectriaceae. The record is from RefSeq and is a predicted model, not a curated record.